CACAUGUUUCCCAUUAGCGGCUGAGUAUUUCUUCUUGGGCAUCCCAGUAAUGUCACUCAAACGAAAUACCAAAAAUGAUUCCCCUUCUACAAAAAACCAGUCUCGCUUUUAAAGUUUCUUACAUUGGCUCUAAUAACAAGUGUUCUGCCAGCAGCUUGGAUUCAUCCUCUUCUUCUUUGCCUUGGAUUCUGUUGUGACGGAGAGCUCUUGUGUCGCUGUCUGUUCUCAAGAGAGUAUCGAUAUCCUUUCGCUGGGCUGUUCCCCACCCCCACCCCCACCCCCCCAGCCCCGGAGUUCUGGAAUCCACUUCUGCGUGCCCACCUCCGGAUGGGCAUGUGACUUCAGCCUGGACAAUUAGGCAUCGCCCUCUUCCAGCCUCAGGAGCCCAGAACGAACGCACUGCAACUCGAACCGCCAAGACGGUGGCUGUCUUCCAGAAGCGGCACUUCUCUGUGCUUCGGAUCCCCCGCAGGUUACUGUCAGGAGCACCGACUUCGAAACCAGACCACUGGCACUCAGAUCCCGCUCUGUCUCUCCUUUGCAACUUUGGGCUAGUACUUAAUCUGCCUCAGUUUUCCUACCUGUGUCACUCUUAUGGAAAUUGCAAGUGUCAGUACCUGCCGAAAGGAAGAGCGGUUGCCUAGGAUGGAAGCAAAGGUGGCUAUGAAUGUUAUUGUUAUUUACCUAUUUAUUGCACCGGAUCUGGGAGGACAAGCCUGGCGCUACAGGGCACGUGAAGUCUGAGACGGUGAGGCAUCAGCAUGAAGCAGAGCAGAGCCAAGAGGAGGCGGACGUGGGCCCUGGCCAUGGGUUGGGCCCUGGAGCGAGUUGGCCCCAAAGCCAGUUGUACCCAGGGUUUUUCAGACAUGAGGCAAUAAACCCCUUUUUUUGCCUAAUGUUCUGUGACUCGAGUCAGAAAGUGUCUUCAAUGAUAGCGCCAAGCAGCGUCCCAGGCUAGCAACGUGGGACCCAUUUCAGUUUUCCCCCCAUGGUCCGCAUUCCACAUGGCAAGUCUGAAGAUUUCGCUUCCUCAAUUUCUUUUCAUUAUGAGUCCUUUUUUCCACUUCCCUAACCCAAGGGAGAAAAGAAAAAAAAAGCAACAUUUGCUGAGUGGCUAUUAUGUACUUCUAUCCUGCUCACACAUGUGGACUUUUUAACCCUGACAGUCACCCUAGGAGGAAUUUGAAGCACAGAGAUGGUAACUAGUCCAGAAGAAGAGAUGUAACUAACUAGUCCAAGGUCACGCAGUGAGCCAGUGGUGAUUCCAAGUCCAGAGGCCACAGGUGGCCCUGCUAUGCCAUCCUGGCUGGCAUAUGAGAGACGUUUACUCAAUGGCUAACCCCAAAAGUGGUAUCUCCAAAACUCACUCCCGGCAGUACCCAUGUGACACAGGCCAGUGGCUACUUAGUCCUCUUUGAAAAUGGCAAGGACCCUCUAAAGCAGUCUGGUCAGUAUCAGGAGUCACACACACCCAACCUGAACGCUUUUCUCAAGAAACUGGUCAACAACCACUAAAUCUACCCAUUCUCAGCCCCAAUGCUUGUGGCACCUGUUUGCAAAGAAAAGAGUAUUACUAGCUAGGUUGUGGCCGUGCCACGUCUUUCAAUCAUGAAAAGACAAACAAAUGGCCUGAUGAUUUUCCCAGCUCCAGUGUACACACACACACACAGAGCAGUGUGCCAGUCUGUCUCCUUAAAGAUAUAGCUCUUCUUGGGGUCGUCCCUGAGUGGUCCUAUAAAGCUCUUCCUGCCACCUAAAGGGCUCCCCUCGUAGUCCACUGGAAAGCACACAGCUUCUUCUAGAGAGCCCCCCUUUCAGUUCUUCAAAGCGCUGAGCUCACGCCGGGACUUUGCUCUCUGCAGGGAGGCUCAUCCUCCACCCCGUUCCCACUCGGCCGCCCGGCUCUUCCCCGGUGCCUGCUCCAGGGAGGCCUUUCCUGCCAGCCCUGCCCAAGGUCGGUCUCUCCUUCCCGCCACCCUCUUCUUCCGAAUCUCAGCCCUUUGAUGACUUUCUUCGAAACCCUUAACACAGCAGGCAACUGUUUCGUCACUGCUGUGUUGACUUGGGGUUUGUGUUUGCAUGAGUUUUCUUUUGUCCUCUCCUUUACUGGGACGAAAUCGCGUAGGCAUCAUGACCGCAGGAAACCUGUUUGUCGCCAUCGUCCCCUAGCACCUCGCACAGGCCUGAUGUACGGCGAGUGCUCAGUAGGGAUAGGUUUGUUGAGUGAAUGAAGGAAAGAACCAGAGACGGGAACAUGGGAGGUGCUGACCUCACUCCCAUCCUAGGUGACCCGGUGGCCCUUGAGAAUGCUGGACUGGUGUAAGUGGAUGGAAGUCCCCAAACCUUGGAUCCUUCUCCAUUUGACAGAAUUCGCUUGAUCUCUGAAUGACUCUUCCUAGACUUGUGCGACCGGCUUAGACCAUAACUCUAAAGACGUUUUUAUAGGAUCCCGCAAAUCCCUGAGUUUCCUCUCAUGCCUUCGGGCCCAGCUUUAAAAGCAUGCUAAUGACAGGGACCGCCACCUGUCCUUCAGAGGGCUCAGCGUCCAGCUGCAGAAUGAGGCAGGUGAGAGGGGACGGGACGCAGAAGACUCCGCUGUGAGCCCCAAGGGAAGCCCGUCCCAGAGGACUCUGGAAGGACCGAAGACAGAGCCUCAUCCUGGGGAAGAGCAGGGCUGACAGCGAGGCAGAGCACGACUCUGUCGCCCAUCCUGCAUGGGUCCAGGCGCGCUGUGACAUCUCAUUCAGCCCUCACCACGUCCCCAGAGGCCGGGGCUGUCCCUGCCAUUUUGGAGUUGAGAAUCGGGAGGGGAAACAUGGGCUUCUGUGCUGAUAAGCCUGGGUUCAAACGUCCCCCUCCCAGACUAGCUGCUGUAGGGCUCUGGGCUCUGUUCCUUUAUUUUUAUUAUGUGGAUAUUGACAUGUAGGGUUGCUAUGAAUAUCACAUGGUGAAUUUGUUUGCUGAUGCAUGUAUCAAAACGAGUUUGAGCUCAACACAUACUAGACGUGCAGCAAAUCACAGCCUCUUUUUUUUUUUUUUUUUGGCCGCAUAUGGUAUUUGGUAUUCCUGGGCCUGGGAUCUGAUGCUGAACCCACUAUGCCGGGCUGGGGAUCGAACCCACGUCCCAGUGCUCCCAAGAGGCCGUCGAUCCCAUUGUGCCACAGCUUUAGUGAGGUGACUCAUUCAGGUUUUCUGUUCAGACACCACGUGAAAGAAAAUAUGAUUUGUCAGAGUCACACCGAGAGGAAUGAAGGACAUUUUAACCUGUGCUAAACUAACAAUUUUUUAAUCAGCAACCCGGAAACAAUCGAGGUUUUUUUGUACAAAGUGUUGUGUACCUCUGUGCCCACCUGCUGAUUCAUGACGUGACUCAUCCCCUCUGCCAUCCCUCUGCCCAGCCCCUAAGAACUGCCGUUCCUGUUGGAGUUUCUGUUCAAGCCAUCCUUUUGAGCAGCCAUCCACCCCUGCUCAAGCCCUCUGCAUCCAUUUUUCUCCAUAAAGCUGCCCCUUCAGUGGCUCCCUGAUGACAGGCUUGCCCUGGCACCAGACAGAUGGCUCUAAAAUGCCACUGACUGUCCCACUCUGCCCCUACCCUUCCAUACAGCCCCUUGUCUCCACCGUACAGCUCUUUGGCUUAGAUUAUGAACUGUUUCAGCAACCUGACAAGAAGGAAAGUCGAAUAUGUCUUUAGCAUUUCUGAGACCUAAGACCAGCUGCCCAGUUCAUGUUGUUAAACAUGUUUCAAGACCCAUAAAUGCCUUUAGGAAGUAAAUGAAUUAGAGAAAUCCUAAAUAAAUUAAGCCUUGGACCUUCAUAAAAUGUGUUGUUGCCCAGUCAUAAAUAAAUAUUGCUGUCUAAGGGAACAGGUUGUCAGGCAAAUGUCACAUAAAAUAGAUGGAACGAGAUAAAAUCCAGUGCCCACUUUCUUAAACAGAGGAACAAGGACUCCCACCCCGCCCCACCUCUGCUAGUAAAGGCAGCCCCGGCUUGAGUGUUUUUUUUUUUCCUCCAGUCCCACCUCCUGCCUUUCCACACCCCCAACCCCACCCUUGGUAUUACAGCCCUAGGCUGCAGGAUCAAAACCAGAGUGCCCCAGGCUUCUCCUGGUGGACCUGAGCUGCUGUCCUCUGUAGUUUACCUCCGUGUGGUCGCGCCCCUUCGAACUCAGUCUUAAAAAUGAAUCCAGUUGUUUCGCAGCCAAGAUACGGCGCCGGGGGCACAGCGGUUAGUGACUGGCAGAGCGGCGUCUUUGACUGCUGUGAUGACAUGGGGAUUUGCAUCUGUGGGACUUUCUUCCCCCUGUGCCUGUCGUGUCAGAUCGCCUCUGACAUGAACGAAUGCUGCCUGUGCGGAGCCAGCGUCGCCAUGAGGACCAUGUACCGGACCCGGUACGGCAUCCCGGGAUCCAUCAUGAGUGACUUCCUGUGGCUGUACUGUUUCCCUAACUGCACCCUCUGUCAACUCAAGCGGGAUAUUGAGAAAAGAAAAGCGAUGAAUGCUUUCUAAAGGGCGCUGGGUCAGAUUCACACUGCAUUGGAAGAAAAUGCUGAAAUGAAAUGCUGCAUUUAUUCAGUGCUGGCUAUCUCCCCUCAAGUCUUAGAAACUAAUUCAGCUCAUCAUAUGGUUUCAAAUGGCUUUCAAGUAUUUUUAUUUUUCUGGCUUAUUUUGAAAGAAAUAUCUUUCCAGUGCUAUUCGCUAAGCUGACUGCCAUUAAAAAAUUAAUCUCCUCAACCAU
Molecule: messenger RNA, 4735 nt
Organism: Sus scrofa (pig)
Lineage: Eukaryota; Metazoa; Chordata; Mammalia; Artiodactyla; Suidae
Source: RefSeq, a predicted model, not a curated record